Messenger RNA from Cornus florida, 627 nucleotides. Its product is annotated as 15.7 kDa heat shock protein, peroxisomal. The record is from RefSeq and is a predicted model, not a curated record. Gene Ontology annotation, biological process: protein complex oligomerization; response to salt stress; protein folding. The transcript is spliced from 2 exons. Lineage: Eukaryota; Viridiplantae; Streptophyta; Magnoliopsida; Cornales; Cornaceae. Bases 112 to 537 code for a protein of 141 amino acids.
CUCCAGACUCUUCCCGCAACUUUCCUACACGAAAUACUUAUAACCAAACGGAGUCUUGAAAAUUACCCUCCGAUUAAGGACUCUGUUCUCUCUACUCGCCCAUUGCAAAAAAUGGCUCUCCUCGGUGACCCUUUCGGGCGCUUCUUCUUGAGCCCUCCGAUCUACCGACCGUUGCAUGGAUCAACGGCUCUCAUGGACUGGAUUGAAUCCCCAAACGCCCACGUCUUCAAGAUCAACGUCCCAGGGUACAACAAAGAGGACAUCAAGGUACAGGUAGAAGAUGGGAAUGUGCUGGUUGUGAAAGUGAAGGGGAGAGGGAAAGAAGAAUCAGAGGGAAAAGACACUGUUUGGCAUGUGGCGGAGAGGGGGACGGAAAGGGGAGAUUUUUAUAGGGAAAUUGAAUUGCCGGAAAAUGUGAAGGUGGAGCAGAUCAAGGCUCAGGUGGAAAAUGGUGUUCUUACCAUUGUUGUGCCCAAAGAUUCAAACCCUAAUAAGUCAUCCAAAGUAAGGAACAUCAACAUUUCCAGCAAGCUGUGAAGCUUACAUUUAGAAUAAGUAGUAGUUCAUGGUACUGUUGUAUGUUUUUGCAGAUAAUAAAAGUACAAUAUAUUAAUAUAUACUAGAAAA